This is a messenger RNA of Maniola jurtina (meadow brown), 1854 nucleotides long. RefSeq names its product transcription factor Sox-21-like (gene Sox21b). NCBI's taxonomy places the organism in Eukaryota, Metazoa, Arthropoda, Insecta, Lepidoptera, Nymphalidae. The transcript has 5 exons. Gene Ontology annotation, biological process: anatomical structure morphogenesis; cell differentiation; regulation of DNA-templated transcription. The record is from RefSeq and is a predicted model, not a curated record. Bases 275 to 1318 code for a protein of 347 amino acids. Gene Ontology annotation, molecular function: DNA-binding transcription factor activity, RNA polymerase II-specific; RNA polymerase II cis-regulatory region sequence-specific DNA binding.
UCGCCAUUGUGGCGAGCGGCGUUCGUAUGACGGUCGUACUGAUUCGCGAUACGCGUUUUUAUCGAUAACAAUAUAAAUAAUUGGUCUCUGAAUACCCAGUUAUGAAUAAAAGUAAUAAAAUAAUGGUACAGUUUCGUUUGUUUUGAGUUUCACGAACAGUGUAGUUAGCUAGCAACUAGUUUACCGAGUGAAGUGAAGCGAACUUUUUGACUAAACGUGAUUUGAAGUUUUAAAAGUGGAUCUAGAGUUACACCAACGCGCCAGCGGGCACUUGAUGAGUGCCGCUGGUGCAAUGUGCGACCGGUCGGGCUAUGGCAGCACGAUGGCCCACUUCCCCAUGGGCCACAUGUCGGCCAUGGGGGCCAUCGGCACCAUGGGGGCCAUAUCCGCGAUGAACGGACAGUCACACCAGAAGAAAUCACAGGAAGAACACAUAAAGAGGCCCAUGAACGCUUUCAUGGUAUGGUCCAGGCUGCAAAGGCGGAAAAUAGCACAGGAUAACCCUAAAAUGCAUAAUUCGGAGAUAUCUAAAAGAUUAGGUGCAGAAUGGAAACUCCUGACGGAAGACGAGAAGAGGCCCUUCAUCGACGAAGCUAAAAGGCUCCGCGCGAUGCACAUGAAGGAGCACCCGGACUACAAGUACCGGCCGCGAAGGAAACCCAAGACCCUGAGGAAGGAGGGCUACCCCUACUCGAUACCAUACCCCAGUGUGCCUAUGGACGCUUUGAGAGCUGGUAUGGCCGGCGGUGGCAUGACGCAGGCCAUGGGCGGCUACUACGGUGCCGCCUACGGGCCGCUCGGCGCCAGCAUGGCUGCUGCGGCGGCCGCGGCGGCGCAGCAGAACGCUAUAUCAGCGGCUCUACAGCCUAAUGCACAGAUGGGCUCUACAAUGGACAUGUCCAAGUACUCUAUCGAGGACAAAUACAGGAGCUACGGCAUGUACCCCGACCCCUCACGCGGCUACCUGGACUCCGCGACUCUAUCCAAAGCUUACAUGUACAUGGACCAACAACAGCAGAGGUCUUACCCGAUGGACAUUAGCAAAAUGUACUCCGAAGCAUCCGCGGCUAUGGUAGGGUUAAGUUCAACUGUAAACUCCGCGUCCAGUUUGUCCCCACGUUCCCCAGCAGAAUCCCCAGACACCCAAAAGACCCAAGACCGCGCAGAAGGCAGCUCCUCAUCCGGGUCAAACCCGUCCCCGUCCCUAUCCUAUUACCAGUCAUCCACGGGGCUAUUGAUGCCCCAAUAUCCAGGUCAAUAUCCCCAAAAUCCGCAAGGAGGACCGGAAUUUCGGAGGCCGUUAACAGUCAUAUUCUGACCUGAUGUUUAGUCGCAUUGAAUAUCUGAUUGUUUUGUUUUUUUUUUUUUGUUGUAAAUAAAUGGAAAAGCUGUAAUGUUGUUUUGAUUGUUGUACGCAGAGGUCGUGGCUUUCCAUUGGCUUGCUUGCAGAAAUUGUGAUUUAUGUUACAGGAAAUUAAAAAAUCUAGUUUAUUAGAAAAAGUUAAAUUACACUUGAAUUUUUUUUUAUAGAUUUGCAACUUUGUGCAGAAUAAUAUUUAGGAUUUUAAAAUUGUUCAAAUCUUCAGCAGUAGAUAAAAGCAACCGUUUAUUUAUAUCAAUAACUAUUUGUAAUAUUGCGUGGUUCACUCCUAAUUUUCCUUACAAAAUGUAAACAAGUCUACGAAUUGAAAAGUAAUAUGUUUGAAACAAUAGAAACUUCGAAGUAGUUAGAAUAAUACCUGAGUAUUUAGAAUUUUUUAUUAUUUCAUGAGUUUUUUCUAAAGAAUUGCCCUGUUUUGAUAAACUGGAAUUUUUAAUUUUCCUAUGACAUCUCGUGUUAAAUUUUUAUUGAAA